AUGCAGAGUGGAUAUAAAGCAAGGAUCUGCGCAUCCAAAGAUGUUUGUGGAAUAUGGAAGAUUAACAAGGUACAUCUAGACCAUAAUCAUAAGACAAGCCCUUCGAAGUCUAGGCUGUAUCGAUGCAAUCGAGAGUUGAGUGCACAUGUUAAACGAAGACUCGAAGUGAAUGACAUGGCAGGAAUUCCAUUACACAAGAGUUUUAACUCUGCAAUUGUUGAAGCGGGUGGGUAUGAGAAUUUGAGUUGCAUCGAGAAGAAUUGUCGUAACUGUGUUGAGAAAGUUAGGCGUUUAAGACUUGGACAAGGGGACGCAUCAGCACUACAAUCAUACUUCUCUAAAAUGCAGGCACAGAGCGCGGACUUUUACUUUAGUAUAGAUCUAGAUGACGAUUUGCGUCUAAAGAAUGUUUUUUGGGCAGACUAUAGGAGUAGGCAAGCAUAUAAGGAGUUCGGUGAUGUUGUCACAUUUGACACCACAUACCUCACGAAUAAGUAUGAUAUGCCAUUUGCUCCUUUUGUUGGAGUGAACCACCAUGGACAGUCGACACUCCUUGGAUGUGGUCUGGUCUCGAAUAAGGAUACAGAGACAUUUGUCUGGCUUUUUCGAACAUGGCUGCAAUGCAUGCAUGGACUGGCUCCGCAUGGGAUAGUUACGGAUCAGGAUAGGGCUAUGCAAAAUGCAAUCCAGAUUGUGUUUCCCAAUACAAAGCAUAGAUGGUGUUUGUGGCACAUAAUGAAGAAGUUGCCUGAGAAGUUCGGAUACCAUGUGGAUAAGGGGUCUAUAUUCACUACUAUACACAGUUUGGUCUACGAUUGUCAGUUUGUAGAAGAUUUCGAAAACGGUUGGAGAGUGAUGGUAGAAAGGUUUCACUUAUAUGAGAAUGAGUGGUUGGCGGGUUUGUACGAGAAUAGAGAACAUUGGGUACCUUGCUAUUUAAAAACCACAUUCUGGGCAGGGAUGUCAACUACUCAACGCAGUGAGAGUAUGCAUGCAUUCUUUGAUGGUUAUGUACAUUCGAAGACGACGUUGAAGCAAUUUGUUGAACAAUACGAACAAGCAUUGAGAAACAAGGUUGAGAAGGAGUUUCAAGCAGAUUUCAAGUCGUUCUCGCAAAUGGUACCAUGCGCAUCAAGAUAUGGAAUUGAGAAGCAAUUUCAAGCAGUUUACACAAUUUCGAAAUUUUAG
This is a messenger RNA of Olea europaea var. sylvestris, 1188 nucleotides long. Its product is annotated as protein FAR-RED IMPAIRED RESPONSE 1-like. Gene Ontology annotation, biological process: regulation of DNA-templated transcription. The coding region runs from base 1 to 1188 and encodes 395 amino acids. The transcript has a single exon. Lineage: Eukaryota; Viridiplantae; Streptophyta; Magnoliopsida; Lamiales; Oleaceae. The record is from RefSeq and is a predicted model, not a curated record.